This is a messenger RNA of Musca vetustissima, 1556 nucleotides long. RefSeq names its product ubiquitin carboxyl-terminal hydrolase 30 homolog (gene Usp30). Gene Ontology annotation, molecular function: cysteine-type deubiquitinase activity; cysteine-type endopeptidase activity. Gene Ontology annotation, cellular component: nucleus; cytosol. NCBI's taxonomy places the organism in Eukaryota, Metazoa, Arthropoda, Insecta, Diptera, Muscidae. The transcript is spliced from 6 exons. Gene Ontology annotation, biological process: protein deubiquitination. The coding region runs from base 11 to 1555 and encodes 514 amino acids. The record is from RefSeq and is a predicted model, not a curated record.
AGACUUUGACAUGGAAAGCGAUAAAAUUUUAAUGGCAGCUGGCGUUACGGUCGCUGCUGUUGUUGGAGCAUUUGUUUUUUGGGGACCCAGUGGUUCGGGAUCCUCACGUUUACGUCAACGACGUGGUCAAAUUGCUGGCCUGCACAAUUUUGGCCAGACAUGUUUUUUAAAUACCCUUCUGCAGGCCUUUGCCGCAUGCCCACAGUUUAUUGCUUGGCUGCAAUUGUAUAAUAAUGCAUCACCGGAUAAAAAGAGUCUGAUAAGUUCGCUGUUGAACACUUUGGAGGUAAUUAAUGGUACCCACACCACAUUGCGUGGAGAUCCCUAUUCGCCGGGUGCCGUGUUGCGUGCCCUUAACGCCCUCGGUUGGGUUAUACCACAGGAGGAACAUGAUGCUCAUGAAUUGUUUCACGUUAUGCUUUCGACGUUGGAAGAAGAAGCACAUCGACCCAAACAAGUUGGUUCAUUGUCGGAUGCUUUGCCCGAAGAUGGUCGGGGUGAUGCACCCAAUCGACCAUCAAGUGCCAUGUUAAGUGAUUUUCUGAAUGCUGAUUAUGAUGAAUCCACCGGUCUAUCACGUAUGGUUCGUUCAGAAGCCCAUACUCCAGACUCACCGUCGUCAAUAUGUGAACGGGACUUGGAACAAAUGCCCAUGUCAUCCACACCAACUGAGAUGAUGGAAGUAGAUUUUGUUAAACCUGCUGCACCAAUAAUGAUGGGUAAUGGUCGUGCAAGUCGUUCACGCGAUAAUCUAAAUAAAAGAAAUUCCGGAUCGUGUCGUUCAUUGGAGAGGCUGACAAGAGGACCGGGAAAAGUUUCGAUAUGGUCGGAUCAAAUGCCAACACAAGUGCAACAUCCUUUCAAAGGUGCCAUGGGAACACAAAUUGUUUGUAAUGGCUGUGGAUAUAAGUCUGCAGUACGUUAUGAUAAAUUCGAUAGUAUAUCGUUAAAUCUACCACAACAACGACGAUCCGGACUUAGUUUGGGUCAUUUACUUAGUGACUAUAUCACUUCCGAGGAUGUCACCGGUGUCAAAUGCGAAUCAUGUAAUGAGACCACAACACACACCAAAUCAUUGACAUUUGCAAAAUUACCAGCAUGCCUGUGCAUACACAUAGCUCGUACCGUUUGGAUGCCCACCGGGCAAGCAUGUAAACGACAGGAUUAUGUACAUUUUCCUGAAAGUUUAUCCAUGGCACCAUAUAGUUUUGUGCAGCCUCAUCUCAAUAGUCAGGCCGGCACCCCCUGGGGUUCAACUAUGUCAUUAUUCUCUUCUAGUCUACCCAUGAAUAUGGGUAAUGUCAAUGAUUCAUAUGGCACACCAUUUGGUACAAUGUUUCCCCGUAAUCUCUAUCGUUUGCUGGCUGUUGUGGUUCAUUCGGGUGAAGCCCAUUCUGGACAUUUUGUUACAUACCGGAGGGGAGCAUUGCGUAAUAGUCAUAGAUGGUUUUAUACAUCCGACACUGUGGUCCGUGAAGUAUCCAUUGAUGAAGUUUUAAGUGUACCAGCCUAUUUGAUAUUUUAUGAUCGUAGUCCCCAAAGACCACUGCGAUAAA